Suillus paluster is the source of this 2547-nucleotide messenger RNA. RefSeq lists its product as uncharacterized. The transcript is spliced from 15 exons. NCBI's taxonomy places the organism in Eukaryota, Fungi, Basidiomycota, Agaricomycetes, Boletales, Suillaceae. Gene Ontology annotation, biological process: proteolysis. The record is from RefSeq and is a predicted model, not a curated record. Bases 1 to 2547 code for a protein of 848 amino acids. Gene Ontology annotation, molecular function: serine-type peptidase activity.
AUGGAUAUCACGCCCAGCACCAGAGAAUGGCGGGUCGAAAUGUCUCGAGAAUGGGAUGUUCUCGGACCUUUCCCCAUCCAUGCUCGGGAACAGCACUUCCUUUCUCCUGCGUUUCCUCUCGACUUGUCUGAGUGUAUAGAUUUGACCCGCACCUAUCCAUCUGCUUAUGCUGAUGGUGGAUCCGUCUCUUGGUCCAAAACCAGAUCGGAUGAACAUGAAGGUCUCAAGGUAUCUCAUCCCAAUAUUCGGUGGGAGCAACUUCGUGCGACCGAGGGAUGGGCUGCCCUGCAGCACCAUAACGUCCUCCGGACGUAUCUCACCGCCGAUCCACGCCUGCGUGUCGAGUGCCUGCAGGGUGCGUAUUUUACCGUUCUACCAGGUGACGAGACAGCUUGGACAGCGCAUCUCCCGGAGUGGCACAUGGGGAAUGUUUACGCUCUGGAGCGCGCACCUCUACAGUUUGUCUCGCUCCCGAUGUCUCCAUAUCAAGACAAGGCGACCCGAUAUCAAGUAGUUCUUUGUAGUCCUUACGAGAUAAGACUCUUUGGUGACCCUCAGGCAUACAACUCGGCAUAUCCAAUUCUAAGCAUCAAUUUCACCAUCUCAAUUGAUACCCCUCCACCACUUAAAUCAUCACCUUAUUUGGCGACACCCAUCGUACAUGCACCUGCUCACGACGUCAUACCAGAUUUCGUCAAUGGCAAGCCGUUCUCCCGGACGCUAGGAAUUGGGCUUCGAAACGUCGAUUUUACCCGCAAAACUGGAUCAGGAUGGUGGACAGUAGUCUCGGCUGCGAUUAUACCGUGCGCAGGGCUUGGCCUUUCAUUGUCCAACCUUCCAACUGCAACACGACUCGCCCCGACUCAAACACACGUACUAACGCUUGAGCUCCAAAUUGACCCCGGACUUAUCCCCACCAAUAUCACAGAGAUUGCCUUCGAGAUUACAAUUUCUCCCUGUCUUGAUGGAUCUGCAUACAGUGCGGUUGAUGAGCAACAAAUCUUCAGAGUCAAUAUUCCUAUCAGACACAUUCCCAUGUGGACUUCUAUCAGUUACACCGCCAUCAAAGCGACAUAUAAUUUGAGCUCCAGCAAUCCUACCACGUUCUUGGUACUUCCCCCUCGAUAUACAAAUAAAGAAGGCGAAGGAGAACUGAAAGAACCGAUUCUAGCACUGCAUGGCGCAGGUGUCGAAAUCAUUACCCAAACAUUCUGGGCAGACAGCCUCCCUCGACAAGACAGGGCAUGGGUGGUCAUUCCGUCUGGUCGAACUUCCUGGGGUCUCGAUUGGCAUGGUCCUUCUGCUGCUGAUGCCUUUGCUGCUGUGACAGCCCUGCAUGAUAUACUAUGCGCAGGGUUCACGGAUUGGGUUUAUCCUCGAGAUACCAAGGUUAUCGUUAUAGGUCAUUCGAAUGGAGGACAAGGUGCAUGGUACGUAGCCAGUAGAUGGCCAGACAAGGUGAAAGCUGUCGUAGCCGCUGCUGGAUACAUUAAGUCGCAGGCAUAUGUCCCAUUGACGAUAUCCACGCAUUUCAUUGACCCAGCGCUCCGAGCUGUUCUCGAAACAUCGCUCCUAGCAGACGACAAUGAUUUAUUCCUUUCUAAUCUCGCUCACACGCCGGUACUCGCAAUACAUGGUGGUAUGGAUGAUAAUGUCCCGCCUUGGCACACUCGUGAGGCAGUGAGCGUGCUCAAGGAAUGGAAUCCAGACGCAGACGUCACGUACCACGAGGAGCCUGGUCAACCUCACUGGUGGUUGGAGGUGCUUAAAAAUAGUCGUGUUCAGGCGUUUCUUGACCGCUGUUCUUCGGACAACACGUUGAAAGCUAAAUGUCGCAAGUUCACACUUACUAUUGCUGUUCCUGCAGAGAGCGGGCCAAUGCGAGGUUGGCGGGUGCAUGCCCUCGAAGUGCCUGGGAGGUUUGACACAGCAACGUUUACCGCAGGCUUGGUCGUUUGGAAGUAUUCUUAUGUAGAGAACUUCCAACAACCGUAUGGUCGUGCCCAAGCUAUUCUCAGCACAGACGGAAUCAUCGACAUCGUGGUUCCAUCGCUAUAUCACUCCUUCGAGUUGUCUGUAGCCUUGCGGAUCGCUCACAGCCUGCGAACUUUCCAUUCUCUUGAUGCGCGGAUAUUUUCUGCCCGCGAAGCAGAAAAUGGCCUGGCAUGCGGUGGUAACAUGAUCAUCAUCGGUUGCCCAGACUCUUUGCUUGUCAAAAAUCUUCUGAAGCUCAGCCAGAGCGAAUGGUCUUGCGAAAGAGGAACUUGGGGUUUAAACGACAAGAAAUUUGACCGCCCUUCUUCUGGCUUGCUUUUCCUCACCAAGAAAACAUCAAACACUUCAAACUUGGUGCUUUUCUUGCAAUCAACUGAUCCUGGAGGACUUGAGCGUGCACUACGAUUAUUCCCCAUCCGAACAGGUGUCUUGGUACCUGACUGGUUGGUAGUUGAUGCGAGAGCAGAUAGGAUAGGGGCAGGUGGGGCAGAGGGGGCCGGGUCAAAUGAUGGGAAGUGGGGAUUCAACGCUCGCAUGUCAUGGCUUAAUUAG